CGUUCGUGCUUUCUGCGAUAAAAGAUGGUACGAAAGCGCAACAUGUAGGACGUUCACGAGGAUUUCCUCAUUUAAAGACGAUUUUCGAGUGUCUGUAGGCCCUUUAUACUUGAAAUGUGUAUUGAAUUCGGACCAUUAACGAUUGAUCUGUCCAAAUUCAGUCGAAAGAAGGCCGACUGGGGCCGCCACAGUGGAGGAAAAAGGAUUUUCGACGAUGGUUGUGAGGUCGUCUCCUGGCAGUAGGUAGCGGUACAUUCUCGCUGCAGGAUAAGGGUAGAAAGGGUCAGUGCAGAUUAAAGGUGCAAGAAAUGCAAUUUUUGUAUUUUUUAACCUACUGCACUAUUCAAGAGUAGAUCAUAAUGGGUAAAGCAAAUGUUCCAAAGAGAGGAAGAACUACUGGAAAGACAAGACCUUUACGCAGUGACAACCAACCCCGAGGGAUGCCCACAAUAGUGUUAAAUAAAAGUAAAUCUAAAAAAAUUAAGGUGGUUGUCACUAAGAAAAAAGCUAAUUUGAAAGCAACUAAGGCAAAACCAGCAAAGGCAAAAUCAGUGGUUGAAAAUGAAGAUAGUGACACUGCCUCUGUGGCUUCAGCAAGAGGUAGACGAAAUGCUGCUGAUCAUGAAGCCAGUACUUCAAAAUCUCCAAAUGAAACUGAGAAGAAGGUAUCUAAGAAACCUCAGAGAGCUGCAGAGAGAUCUGAAUCUCCUGCCACAACAAGACUUUCCAGGAGUUCCUCAGCAAACAGUGUUGUUGGAAAAUCUACAGAAACUAAAAAGACUGGGAAAGGAAAUGCGGAUAAAGGAAAGGGUAAGAGCCCUGUCACAAACCCCAAACACGGAAUUAUGAGAUUUUUCCCCAAAAGAUCUUUGCCAAGCAAAGGAUCUGCUGGAAACAAGGCGCAAGUUUUGAAGAAAGAGGUUGAACAUGUUGAAGGUGACUCUCAAAAUGAGCUUACAGUUUCUGUUAACUCUUCACCUGACAGUGUGAAUUCAGGAAGCAGCAGAUCAACCCGAAUAGCGAGUGAUCGUUUAGAAGUUAAUGAUGAUGACUCAAGUGCACUGGAUGAUGAUGAAUCAUGUGUUGGAUCACAUGUAGAAGACAUCGAUAGCCACAGUGUAGAAAAAGUUGAAUCUUCUUCUAAAUCAGUUAAUGGAAAUGAAGGUGGUAGUCAGAAAUUUAUUCCUAAACUAACUAAGAAAAAUAUAAAUGAGCUUUUCCCAUCUGAUGACUCAUCUGGCAGACUUCGUUCAGGAAGCCCAGCUUCUCAAAAAUCAACAAGAUCUUUGAGCUUGCAAAGGAUCUCACCUAAAGCACCUCUGAGCUCCAGUCUUAGCUUUACCACACAGUCUGAGAGUGGAAUACGAGCUCUACGAAACGGGAAGUUAAAGAGAGCUACCAUGCCUGAGAGCUUAUUUUCUGGUUCCAAGAAAAAGAAAAGGGUUUAUGCUGGUAUGAUAAAUAAUGAUGAUAAAAUUGAGGACAGCAGGAGUGACUUCUCUGAUGAACAGUCAAGUAUUUUUUCAGAAAGUGAUUCAUCCAGUUUUAUAGAUGCGUUCUCUAGGGGAAAGAACCAUGGGCUUGAUGACAAAAUGGAUUCAGAAGAUAUCCCAGGAUCUAUGAGCAAUGAUGAGGAUGACAUUCUCAUGGGAAGAAUAUCCUCUCCUGCUCCUCAGUUAUCUCCUAUUGAAAAGAGCGCCUCAGAAUCGAGAGGUAAGGGCUUGCCUUCUGAAACAUCCUCUGUGCCAGAAGGUGCCUCUAAAAGUAGAGAAAUUUUAAACAACAUCCAAUCAGACUGGGAUUCUGAUGGUGAAACCAACAUAGAAGAUACUGAUGCUAUAGCUCCUAAAUCACCAAAGGAAGGGAACUCUGCAUUUGAUGAAUUGCUAUCAAACUCUUCUUCACUACCACCAUUAAUUGAUAAGGAUUCAUCUUGUGAUGGUAAGAAUGUAGAAAAAUCUGAUACACAAAACAGCCUUCAAGAUGUCAGUAAGCCUAUUCAAAGUGAACCUGAUGGUAGUGCAAUUGACGAAAAACAGGAUUCAGGGACCAAAUUUGUUGAAGUAAAUUCUGUUAGCAAGUCUGAUGAAAAAGAAGAUUCUGAGGACAACUCCGAUGUGCAGCAAGACACUGUCACAAGCUUUAGUACUCCCUCUGAUUCAAUAAUGGCUUCUAUUGAAGAAUCACCUCCUAAUAGCCAGCUCUCUACUGAUCCAGACAAUCCAUCUGCAGAUUCAUCUAAUAAAAUACCAGAACCAAUAGUUCUAAAGACUCAAGAUGGCAAAAAUGGCUUUGCUACUUCAGUUGACUUUGUAGCCAAGAAAAACACACGUAUUGACUUUGAGCUUCUUAGGAGACGCACAAAGAGAUCAAUGAGCUUUAAUACUGAACUCCCAGAGAAAAAUCAAAGCCAACGAAUUUUGGCUGUGGAACCAAAUAAAUUACAUGGAAAAUCUUCUCUUGUAUGGACAGUAAAAGCAGUUCGAGAACCAAUAAUUCCAAAGACCGUCACAAGCCCUGAAAAGGGACUUGCAAAGUCUGACAAUCUGGAGAGUAAGAAUACCUCUAAUGUGAAACCUAUGAUGGAGUCAAUACAAAAUGAUAAUCAGUCGAUCACUAAACCUACUCUAGAAGCAGUCCUCACAUCUGCUCCACCCUCUGUGAACAGUAGUUCUGUCAAGGAGAAUAUACUGGUGCAAAAAUCUCCAAAGCAAAGUCCAGGCAGAUCACCAGUAAGGGAAACGCUUCCAGGGGUUAUUCCUAAGUCACCAACACCUUCCAUUGUGAAAGCCACUUCAGAAAUAAGGCAUGACAACUCCGUGAAUGGUGUCAAUGAGCCCAGGGAGAAAAAUGUGGUCUCCAAUGGAAUGCUUACAUCUGCUACUGACAGUACUCUUGCAGCCACAGUUAAACAACCCUCUGAUGUGGAAGCAAUUUCAUCAAAAAAUUCUAAGUCAGGGGAUGCAGCAAUUCCUGUUGAAUCAGAAGGUGAUAUUUCUGUUGUUACAGCUGCAAAAACCUCAACAGAAGAAAAUUUUACAAAUUCUGAUUCUAAUUCACCUAAUGUUGUGACGAAGAAAAAUGAUGAAGUAACUGUAGCUUCUGAGGCUGCAAAUGAACGCUGUAACACCCCUGAACCUUGUGCAAUCCAGAUGGAUACUGAGCUUACUCCUGAUAGAUCAGCGUUUGAUGAUGGUGAGUCAUUUUGCCUUAGGCUCUCACCUACACCAACCAAGGAAGACUACAAUCAGUCCAAUCACUCUCUUCCUAUAACACCUGUGAAAGAAAUCCCGUCCAUUCCAGGAAAAGAACCAUCACCCACUGUUGAGACUAAUAAUUCCGCAUCAAAAGAUUUAGGAAACUGCAAUGAAAGGCUAAUUGACAUCCUUCAGGAUCUCGAGGCAAGGUUGCCGGAAGAAAAGAACAAUAUUGAAAUACCUGUAAUCAGUGCUGCUGAUGUUUCAUCAAGGUCAGAGAAACCCAUUUUACAGCUUGUUAUAAAGAAGAGCCUCUCUAGACCUCGCAGCCUUUCAGCUGACUGCAAUCCAUCUGCCCUUGCUUUCACAAAUGAUGACAUAUGGGUUGUGAAGAAUAAUAAUGAUUCAUCUGUUCAUGAGGAACACAGCAUGGAAACUGAUGAAGUUCUCAAAACUGAUGAGAAUGUUGAGGAUGCCAAGGAAAAUGUACCUGAGAAAUGUCAAGGUACUGUGAAAGAGGUGGUUAUGAACUCCACCACAGAAAACCAAGCUGAAAAUUUGGAGGCUGUUAUUAAAAGUACUGACUCAUCAAACAUGACAAUAGAAUGUUCAACUAUACCAGUUAAACAGCCUGGCCUUCUUUCUCCACGGCUAGAAGCUGAUGUAGAAAGACUCAAUUUGAAGUUAAAUGAUAUUGAAAAGAAACGCCGUGAAAUAACUGAAGAGGAGCAAAGUCCUGAAAAGAAAGCCAUUAAAGAGUGGGUUCUUAGUUCCUUAGGUUUGCAGUCUGUAGCUGCUGCUGCUGCUGCAGCUGCGUCAAAUGCUGGUCGUCCUAGUAAAAGACGAAGCCAAGAUGGGUUGAUUCCAUCAUCUGGCCGUUUGAAAGCUGUGAUAAAAGUUCCCAAAGAUGGCAAAAAAGAUAAAAAAGGAAACCGCAAACCACUGCGCAUGGUUUUUAAAAAUGGCAAAGUUCAUUCAGGUGGCAUUGAAGAUGCACCUGGACUAGGGGGAAAUUCCAAUGCAGACCCAUCUUUCAGGAUAGAGGGCAACACUGCUGGAGAGUUAUCUGGAGCUUCCAUGCUUCACGGGCAAGAUUUUGCUGGAAAUGGUGUUUUAAUUGAGGAAGCAACAGCCUCUGGGGCCGAAGCUGAUGGAAAAGGAAAACCUGGUACCAAUCUUGUGAUCCCAGAAAAGAGUUCAUCAUUUUCAAUACAUCCUGGGAGAUUGUGUUCAGAUGUUUGUAGCUAUUGCUUUGGAAAGUUUGGUUUAUUGGACACACCUUGCCAUGUUGCUCAAUUAAAAGGCAGGGAAAGACAGAUGAAAAUUAUGUCAGUGGAGACUCAUCUUGCACUUGAUUCGUGCUUGUGUGAUGCCUGCAUACGACAUGUUGACCGCAAGGCACAUUAUCCAUCAUCUAAGCCUCCAACUUCUCACCGGAAAGAGGGAAAAGGAAAAUUUGAGGGCCCUAUGGCCACAUGUAGUGUGAUUAGUUGUGCUCAACCUGCACGGCACAUGUUAAGGAAGAAGUGGUAUCUUAAAAUCAGAAAGAGUGUUAUUAAAAAGUGCCCCAUUGAUUUGGAGUUGGCGCAGCAAUAUUUACCACUCUGCCCAGAACAUUUUAGUUACAUGGAAUAUUUUAUGGUUUGUGGUCUUUGUAAACGGAGGCUAUCCCGAAGUCAUAUGUAUAAUUUGAGUAACACCUCUGAAAUAAAUACAUGUCUUGAACGUGAUGGUAUACCAGCUAGACUUUCCGAAAACCUUUUUGUUUGCAAACUUUGUCGGUAUUAUUCAACCUUACAAGUAAAACAUUCUGGUGCACAUAUCAACUUGUCCUCCAAUCAACAAGUGUUCCUUCACAGCCACAGAAAAAGAAUUCUGCGUAAUCAUGAGGUAGAUGUCUCUGACAGUGAAGACGAUGGUGGGGUUGAAGGUGCUGAUGUGGAUGAAGAUGCAAGCGCAGAGGAAAGUACCACUCAGUCAUCAAACUUUACUUUAGUUGAAACUUUGGAGGAGAACCUUCCUAAAGGGAAGCGGAAGCGUGCAGCAUCAAACGCCUCAAUACAUUUAGACACAACUGAAUCCACUGAUUUGCCGAAGAAAAAGUCUCGCCACAGUGAUCAGUCUAGUAAGUCAAAGGAGAAGUCAGAAAUGGCUAAAAUGGCUUCGAGUGGGCGGUCCCGUGAGCGAGAGACGGUACGCGAAACUGUGCCUCCUGUCACCAUCUCAGUAAGCGACACUACCCAGGGUAGGAGCCACAAGGUUGGCAGACCCCCAAAACCCAAGCCGGAAAACGGGAAUGAGUUCAUCCGCAAAGGUUUGGCGCCGUUCUACCCAACAGAGGACGAGCUUGCUCUGCACUGCAAGUUACAUUUCCAGUCCGACGACGAGCCGUCCGUCAACCGUGCCUGGGAGAAGUGCACUUCUACCCUCCAGUUUGACAAGGACACAAAGAAGCUCUGGCAGGAGCUACAGCGACCCUACGGCAGCCAGUCUAGCUUUCUCCGCCACCUGGUGCUCAUGGAACGUUACUGGAGAGAGGGUGAACUCGUCCUCGCAGCGGAUGCCAGCGCCAAAGCUACAUCUUACACCAGGAGCGUCCAGAACAGGCUCAAGGCGUACGGCUCGACGAUCACCGUCAAGUCCACGCCACUGCCCCCGCCGACGCCCUCGCCCUCGCCCCACCCGGUGCAGGGCCCGGCGAGCUCGACCCCUACCCUGUCGGCCACCCUAGCGGCACCCCCGCCCCCAGUUCCUAUUGUAGCCGCUGUGCCCGCUGUGCCAGCCGUGCCCGUCAAGGACCUGGCCCUCGCGCUGACAGGUGGCACGGUGCUCACAGCUGCAGCUGCGGCAGCCGCCGUCACCGCUGUGCUGAGCUCGUCUCUCUCUCCCUCGGGCGAGGCUGGUUCCACGCCGCGCCCUCAGCAGACUCAGCAGGCUCAGCAGAAGCAGCCGGCUAAGCCCGUAGGCAAGGCUCCCCUAGGAAAGUCACAGCAGGUGAAGGGCCAGCAGUGGAAGGUUCUGCCCAACAAGACUCCACAAGACAAAACUCCGCCAGGCAGGCAAGUGCCAAGCAAAGCCCAGCCCGUCGUCCAGAUGAAGCCUCUCUUGACGGUUCAAAGGCCGCUGGCCCCUCAGACAGUCUCUCAACCAGCUCUUCAAGUGACUUCAGUCAUCCCUGCUCCAGUGAAAACUCCACAAGCUGUACCAUCAGUUCCACCGGUCAGGUUGACUGUCAAGCCUCCAACACCGGUUCAAGAAGUGUCGCCAGCUCCUAAGCAAACUCUUUCCCAUACUCAAUUGGCAAUUUCUCUUGCGGGCCAUUCUCUCCCGAUAUCCACUCCGAUAUCUAUGACUUCAGCAGUUACUAUAACUCCAGAGCCAAGUGUGAAAUCAACCCUUGAUAAGUCUCCAUCGGCUCUUGGAAAGCUUCAACCAAUUCUACCUAAACCUCCCAUACCAUCAAAAUCACCGAGUUCAUCUAGCUCUUUUACUCUGAGUUCUCGAGGUAAUUCGGGUACUUGGGAAGCAACACCUCCGCCGCCUAAUAGACCUCAAUUUCUACCAAUGUCAUCAUCUCCGGUUGUGAAUCUGACACGUUCCAUCAGCCUAACUGCUGUUCCAUCAUCUCCACCAUCAGUUCCUGAUCUUCAUCCAAUCAACUCAAUUCGACCAAAUAGGUCACCAUCUACCUCUCUUCCCUUGAGUUCAAACAGUAUUACUGUCACAACUUCUAGGGCCUCGCCUGGUGCAUCCUCUGCAUCUCUACCUAUGAGCUCGAGCAGCAUUACCGUCACAACUUCAAGAGCACCAUCAUUUGUCAGUAUCGUUCCAACUCCUUCAAGCAAACCAACCUUCUCCAAACCAUCUACUUCAUCGUUCAACAAACCUGCAUCAAUUACGCCUAUUUAUACAUCCCAAUCCCUUCCUGCCCCAGUGACUGUAACGUCCUCUGCUGCAUCUAGUGUAACUGCUCCAUCAGUUGUUGUAGUUGACAGUGAACCUCGAGUACCUCCUGCUGGGAAAGUACAUGUGACUGCAGGGGGCAAGUCUUUCUCUCUUACAAUAACCCAGUUUAAAAAGUUGCAAGCUUUGCGACAACAACGGCAGCAGGAACAACAGAAUAAAUUAAAACGACAAGCUGCGAAGCAGGUGAAAGAAAAGAAAGUGUUUUCCUCAGCAGUUACCUCCAUGUCUCUUCAAGAUGAUUUAGAAGUUGUUGAAGUACAUGAUGCCGAAAAUGACAUGCAGCAUUCCCCUUUACCUACAAUCAGUGCAGUGGUUUCUGGUGAUCAAGCCAAAGCCAUGUGGAGUGAUGAAUCUCGAUUAUCUGAAAGUGACUCCAGUAUGAGUAUUUCUGUCUCCUCACCAGUGCUUGAAAUCUCCCCUAUAAUAGCUGGUAAACCGGACAUUACAGUGGAAAGCUUACCUAAAAUUCCCAAGGCUCUUACAGUGACUCAGAUACGUAAGGAGAGUCCAACAUUGCCAAAAACUGUGUCUACAUCAGGACUAUCAGCUUUGACAAUCACAAGGCAGAAGUGUCAAACCCCUAUGGCACCUCAAAUGUCUACCCAAGCCCUAGAUAUAUUUCCUAGCUGAUAGUUUAGUUUCUAAUUUGAAACCUUGUGAUCAACUUACAAGAUGUAAGCCUAUUAAUACAUAUCUAUCUCUGUUAAAUGACUGCAGAAAGUCAAUUGGUAUUGGCUUUGAGAUCAUGAUCUGAUCUGAAUAAGAGAAAUGUGAAAAGUGAAUUGUUCUACAAUGAAAUGCUUAUCAUGUAAGCUCUUAUAUGUGUACUGUUAAAAAUAUGGUGCUUAAAUUACGUAUGAGUGAUAUUGGAUGCUGAAAUUAGUGAUUUUGUACAUACUUGAAUGUUUUGCUAUAGUUAGACACGCUUCUGUAUGGAGUAUUCUUUUUAGACAUAUUUCAGCACACUCUAAGCUUCAAAUGAUGCACCUGUUAUUGUAUGGGCCAACUCAGAAUUGAAUUACCAGUAUGUAUCUUAUUUAUGAAUCAACAGUGAGUGUGAGGGGAAACUAAGAAAAGAUAGUACGUAGUAAUAGACAAUAGUAUUUAAUACUGGCUGAGUACAUGUAUCAAGUGUUGCAGAAGAAACAGCUUUGUUUUAUUGGAUUCUUCUGACCAAAAUGUUACUUUCUUUUUUUGCUUAUAUCCAAUUAGUGCCAAACUCAAAUUGAUUUCUAUUUGUAUUCCCAGUAAUUUUUUUAUUAUUAUGACUAUUUUACUUGAUCAAAUGUUAAGCCACUGAUAUAGCUGAUAGUUACGUUCCCCAAACUUCAUUAUCUUUCAUGCUAUUCAAUAACAGUUUUGGGAACUCGUGUGAUUUAUUUUGUACAUAACAUUAUAUUACUAUAUUUGAAGAGAUGGUGCUUUAGUAAAUUCUGCAUAGAGACAUAGGUUCAUAUUUUGCUAACCCUAAUGAUAGUGAGCUAUAUUUUCUACUCUACUUUAUUUUUUUAAAAAUUCUUAUCAGGUCAGACAUCAGAUUUUACACAUCUGUGUUUCCUCUUUUGGAGUUUGUAGAAAUUAAUAAUCACCUAGUCAAGCUCAAAGCUUAUGUUCUGAGUGCACAUUUCUAUGAACUGACUCAACUAUUUGAUCUCCUUACCAUGAAAGUACUAGAUGCAUAUGAGCCAGCAGUCACAUCUUAAACUGUGAUUAUAGCUUGAGAAGAUCAGUUGAAAAAUUUGUCUUGGAGCCAUUCAGAGGAUUCGUUCUGAAGCUCUGCUUGAAUUUUAUUUAUGACUGUCAAAACAGACGUAUGUUAAUUGAAAAUUUCUUCCUUUUUUUUGUUUUUGUCUAUGUUUAUUUUAAGAUAUUGAAAUAUCCAGACAACUUGCAGUGUUGAUAGCUGCUCAUGCUAUAUCAAAUGUACAUGAGGUAGAGAUGUGUAAGGAAACUGGAAUUCAAAUCAAAAACACCAUGCUCUAUGAGUAAGUUAUAUUGCUUUUACUUUUGCAAUCUGCUUACAAAUUGAAGUGGAGUUUUCUAUCUAACUUAUUGAAAGCCUUCACUCAAUGCAUGCAUCUUUAAAGAAUAGAAUUGUAAUAAUUGCAAAGUCCCCUUGAAUUACACUUGUAUGGGUAAAAAUCUGAAACUAUAGAGAGCAUAUCGCUCUUGUUUAAUGGGAGACCUUUUGCUUCUUUGUACUGGAUUGAAUAAAUUGUUACGCUUAGUUUAGAUGUGAUGACAAAAGUUUGUGCAGUCUGAUGGCACAGGGUAAUGAACCACAUUGAUAAAAUAUUUUUGUAUAUCCUUUUUGAGAAAUUUGAAAGAUAAGAAAUUACUUGGGCUGAAAGAUAAUUUAUUUUCCCCUUGGUUUCUGAGUUGGCCCAACAAAUUAUUAACUUAAUUUAUUUUUUUAAAGAUCACCCAAAUGACAAAAAUUUCCUCUGCAAGAUGUCUUCUCUAACUUUUAUAAGAGACUAAGAAGCUGCGCACUGGGAAAGUUUUAUAUAUUGUAUAUGUUACCCCAACAUGUAUAUAUCGUGUGAACCUAUUGUAUUUAUUUAUUUGCUGUGUUAAUUAUUUUUUAUCACAUAGGAAAAUGGCCUAGAUUAGAUAUUGUUUAACACCUAAUUCUUAUGUGUAUUUUCUUUUUAUGGUUAUCUUAGUUGAUAAUUGUCAUCCACUUCAUUUGUGUAACUGCUUCAGUUUUUUUUUUUCUGCUCACUUGUAGACAAAUGUUUCUCAAUCAACAUUUUUAUUAUUUAAUUGAUUCUUAGUUGUAUUGGCAGUGUGUUAUAUGUAGACCUGUCAAAUUUUACUCAGACUUUUGUGAUUUCCUUUUUGUUUUUGAUGAGUUUUUUUAACAAGUAUUGGUAUUCUGUCAGUGCACACAAUCUAUGUAACAUCUUUCAUGUGCACCUACAUGGUGACGGUUUGGCAAGCCACUUACUUGGUGUGUCAGAACUCCCAGUGAACUAACUGCCUGUAACACUCAAUCUAGAAUGACAGAAAUUGUUUUCUUCCCAAGACGAUUACAACCCGUGUUUGGAGUUUAUCAUAUAUCUUGUUAAUUUUGUCUGGUUGGAUUUUGGGAAGUGAAUAAAUACAAGUUGUAUAAUUA
Molecule: messenger RNA, 10284 nt
Organism: Frankliniella occidentalis (western flower thrips)
Lineage: Eukaryota; Metazoa; Arthropoda; Insecta; Thysanoptera; Thripidae
Gene: east
Exons: 9
Coding region: 360-7793 (2477 amino acids)
Source: RefSeq, a predicted model, not a curated record